Messenger RNA from Cucurbita pepo subsp. pepo (vegetable marrow), 834 nucleotides. The record is from RefSeq and is a predicted model, not a curated record. NCBI's taxonomy places the organism in Eukaryota, Viridiplantae, Streptophyta, Magnoliopsida, Cucurbitales, Cucurbitaceae.
CAUUUCUGCGAUGGGAAAAAAGUGAUGAUGGAGUACAUCGGAGCGACAGGCAUUCCAGUCACCUUCGACAGCGUCCCGAUCUUCGAUGAUAUCGAUUUCCAUUUCAUCCUUAGCUUCGCCAUCGACGCAGAUCCCUCCGGCAAUCCUCAAAAUGGGAAAUUCUCCAACUAUUGGGAGCCCUCACUGACCCCAGAAUCAGUUGCAGCCAUUAAAGCCGAACACCCGAACGUCAAAGCCCUAGCGAGCCUCUCGGGUUGGAGCCUCGGUGACACCGUCCUCCGAUGGCAAAACCCUCGAAACCCUAAUCUCUGGAUCACCAAUGCCUUCUCCACUCUCAAAGCUCUUGUCAUCAAAUACCAUCUCGACGGCAUCGACAUCGACUACGAAAACUUCCCAAAACACGGCUCAAACUUCGCCUUCUGCAUCGGUGAGCUCAUAACCCUACUUAAGAACCAAAGCGUCAUCUCCGUAGCCACAAUUGCGCCGUAUUACUCGACGGUUUCACCUUACUUGGAGCUCUACCAUGGCUAUGGGGAGGUGAUUGAUUAUGUCAACUACCAAUUUUAUACCGACAAAGUGAGAACGGCUAAGGCUUACUUGAAGAGAUUUGAGGUUAGAGCUAAGGAGUUUGGAGAAGGGAAGUUGCUACCAAGCUAUGAGGUGAAUGGAAGAGGGAUUCAAGGGGAUGCCUUUUUUGAAGCUUUGAAUUUGUUGAAUGAAAAUGGAUUUGAUAUCAAUGGAGUCAUGAUCUUCUCUGCGGAUGCUUCCCUCUCCAAUGGCUUCCAUUUCGAAACGAGAUCUCAACAGUUCUUGCUCAACUCGACCGUCUCGUGA